Messenger RNA from Pseudocercospora fijiensis CIRAD86, 1083 nucleotides. RefSeq lists its product as uncharacterized. The coding region runs from base 1 to 1083 and encodes 360 amino acids. The record is from RefSeq and is a predicted model, not a curated record. The transcript is spliced from 2 exons. NCBI's taxonomy places the organism in Eukaryota, Fungi, Ascomycota, Dothideomycetes, Mycosphaerellales, Mycosphaerellaceae.
AUGUUCACAACCAGGAAAGGCUCGGAGAACUGGAAAUGGCAAUCGAAAGAGGAGCAAAACCAGCGCGAGGCGAAUUUUCUGAAGGACAGAGAGCCCAAGCUGACAAAACGCCGCUCUUUGUACCGCCAGGAGUCGGACAUCAAACCCAUCGCAUCUGAGCAGCAAACACCACAAACUGAUGAUGAGGAUGUCGAGGCACGUCCGAAGGCCGUCAUCCGUAUUCCAAGUCGGAGAUCGCGAGAAGCUCCAGCCGCGAAGAGCGAGAGACAGGAGAUGCGUCCUCGCUUCGUCGAACACACCCAGAAUGAGCCAAAUGGAGACGUCGAAAUGACGGACAAUAAUGGCCCUUCGAACCAGGACUUGUACAUCCAGUCUCUCCUCCACGAGCUGAGAACCCGUGACGAAGAAGUCAAGCAGCUUCAGCAAGAGCACGAGCAACAAAAGCAGGCAAUCCAGGAGCUCACCACAUCAAACGCCCAGCGCUCCAUGAACGCCAGCGCUGACGUUCAAAAUCGCAACAUCAUCCUCAAGGCGAAAAACGCAGAUCUUCAGAAGAGACUCCAGACCUCAGAGAAGCGUAACAUGGAGCUCGAAGAAGAGAAUCUAGGCCUUCGCGCAGCUUACGAUGCGCUUCUCACCUCUGUUCCUAGUCGAGGCGGAGUCCCGAAUCAUGAAGCGAUGCUGGAAGCGGUCCAUGCCACGACAUCUGCUCAGAAUGCGCCUAACCCGCAGCCUCGCAAAUGCCAAGGUUUUCAAGGCAUUGUUAAACACACCGAGACAUACGUCUGCCAAAACCCUAAGCAUCCAGCGACCUACGACAGCGUCUCAUGCACGGCAUGUACCAAUAUGGCUGUCACGAUCGGUAAUGCUAAAGGCAGAGAGGUCGCACGGAGCGGCGGUGUCGUUGUGACGAUCUGUCAGCGCUGCUGCUGGGAGAAUGGAGAGCACUUGAAAGAGGAGUGCGAGUGUCUCUCUAGCAAGCGCUGCAUUCUGUGCAUGACCGAUCUCUUGAAUAAGAUGGCGGAGGAUGCAAAUGAUAUGGAAGCCGCCAUCAAAGACUUCUUCAGCGGUGCUACGACUUGA